This is a messenger RNA of Sapajus apella (tufted capuchin), 8028 nucleotides long. It is a transcript of the gene SHOC2, whose product is annotated as SHOC2 leucine rich repeat scaffold protein. Gene Ontology annotation, molecular function: protein binding. The record is from RefSeq and is a predicted model, not a curated record. The transcript is spliced from 9 exons. The coding region runs from base 4332 to 6080 and encodes 582 amino acids. NCBI's taxonomy places the organism in Eukaryota, Metazoa, Chordata, Mammalia, Primates, Cebidae.
UUAGCCAGGCAGGUCUCAAACUCCUGACCAAAGUAGUGGUAUUACAGGCAUGAGCCACCGCUCCCCGCCUGCUUCACUGAUUUUUAAGCAUUGAUUCCAUCUUCCUUCACAUUUUAAGUUAGUGUUUUUUUUUUGUUGUUGUUGUUUUGUUUUUGCCUAGAUUCUCAAAGGAUUCCUCAUUUAAAUCUUUGAAAAACAACAAUUUUACUAUUGCAGUAUUUAUCGUCAUGAGUCUGCGUCAGCUUUUCUUAGGAAGGGGUAUGUCCUUUUUUGGGGGGGGGAAGGGGGUCCAAUCCUGACUCUGUGUUUCAGUAAUGAGGUCUGAAAGCUUCAAAUGUUUCCAGGAAGGGACUAUUGGGUUUGCUUUUCUGACUGUUAUGUAAUUUAGAGAACUGAACUGAUAGUUUUGAGUUUGGAAGAUGCAAGCCAUUUCCCUGGCUUGAGCUCUCCCAGCAUCCCUCUUUACCUUCACUGUAUUUAGUAGCCCUUCUCAUAUAGUAUGGUUAGGGAUAUGUCCUAGUUUGUUGGAGAUGUGGUUUGUGUUUCUGUUUCGCACUCUCCUCUCCUAGUUGUUUUCAGAUAUUUUUAAGAGGAAUAGGGGACCAUACAAUCUUUAUCCUGCCAUUUCAAAUCAGAAAUACCAAGAGUUAUAGGUCAGUCCAGUUUUGUUAGAAUUAAGAUAACUUUACUGGAAGGAAUAAAAUACGUGCUGAUGUUUUCUGAAAGCCGAAAAUAGUUCAUUUUUAGAGGCUCUUUUGGAUAAAUUUUUUUUUUUAUUAAACAAAAUCACAAUAUAACAUAUAAGUUUGAUUAUAUCAGUUUGUAGUUAUGAAGUCUUAUGCAUUAGAAAACAUUAAGAAUGAGACUAGUAAAUCUAGAAUUAAGAAUUAAGCAUGAGACUAGAGACUAAUGUUAAAGACUAAAAACUAAAGUUAGGGAUUCGUUUUAGAGUGCUCAUCAGUUCUUCAGUUUGCCUUAGAUGAAGAUUCUUCUUUCAACUGAAUCUGAUAAACUUUCAUGUACUAAAUUCUGCUUCUAGAAUAUUUUUAAGUCCUUUGGCUUAAUGAAUGUUAGUUCUGGAAUAAUCUGGUAUUCUGAAUGGCAUCUUGUUUUUCAAGGGAAAUGUCCAUCUAUUUUCCUCACUUAAUUGGCACUAUAUUAUUGGAAGAAAUUUCUCUUUUAAAUAUUAGAAUGAUAAAAUACCUAUAUGAUAAAAUACCUAUAUGUUAAAAGAAAUAUGUUUGAAAAAUUUUGAUAGCUGUUGGGCAAGCCUCCUUCUGUUCUUAUUUUUUAACAUAUUCUUAUAUUCAUUUGACUGAGUUUCAUUUUACCUGUGGCACCUGAGAGAAGCUAAGUAUUUUUUCCAUCCCAUUUCUUUUAUGUGACUAUGUAUUACUUUCUUAGUCUCAAAUACGAAAGCACAUCUAGCAGCCUCAUGGAAAAUUUUAAUGCUUGGUAGAUUAUUGGAGCUUUCAGUUUUUAGCCUUUGUUACUGUAGUUCUUGAUCAUUCCAGUAUUUUUUAAAUCUUACUUACUUUUCUAAUAAAUUAUAAUAAAAUUUGAUCAGUGUUUUGUCUGAUAAUAGUGCCUGUGUUUACUACAAAGUAAGUAAUUGUACUUUGAGCAGUUGAAACACUUUGAGAUAUUGAUAGAUAUUCCCCAAAAGGGUUUUUUGAUCCAAAUAAAUUUGGAAUAGCUUGUAUGUAACAAAAUAAUUACUUUGUGAAGAAUGUAUAGAACACUAGUAAUUUCUGCUAUAAAGAAAGAAUAUAAUUACAUUGGAAACACAUCUCAAACCUAUUUGAUAAUGAACUAAGUUGUAGAAAUACAUUUUGGGAAAUGCUGAGAAUAUAUUAUAGAAUAUUUUCAGAUCAGUGUAUUGUUAGGGUAUUCCAAAACAUGUAUUUGCAUGGCAUUUGCUUUUUAAUAGGGAUAAAUGAUAAUUGCUGUCCCAGGAUGUAAAUAUAAUCAGAACAUUUAAUUAUGGUGGUAUGUUUUCUAUAAAUCUGAGAGGUUUUUGACAUGGAAAUUUUGUUACAAUUGAUUUUCCAGACUAAAAGUAAUUCUUCAGUGCCUCCUAUUGAUCUUUGGAACUUCCUUCUGUUAAGUUUUAGCUGGAGGAAUUUUAGAAAUCCUGUGGCCCUCCUGACUUACUUUUCAGAUGUAAAAACUGAGGCCUAGAAAUGUAACUUUUGCCUAAGUCACAUUGGAACCAAAACCCACAACUCCAGAUUUUUUUUUUUAACUGCCUUAAAAUUUUUAUUUUAUUUAAUUUUAAUUUAAUUUAAUUUUUUUGAGACAGGGUCUCAUUGUGUCACCUAGGGUGGAGUGCAGUGGCACAAUCAUGUCUCACUGUAGCCCCUAUCUCUCGGGCUCAAGCCAUUCUCUUACCUUAGCCUCCUGAGUAGCUGGGACUAUAAGCACGUGCCACCAUGCCUGGCUAAUUUUUCUAAAUGUAUUUUGUAAAUAGGGUUUCCCUAUGUUGCCCAGGUUGGUCUCGAACUUCUAGCCUCAAGCAAUCCUCCUACCUUGGCUUCCCAAAGUUCUGGGAUUACUUUUGAGCACCUUACUUUUGAGAUGGAAAGCUAGGUGGUAUCUCCACUUAACAUGAGAAUUGAGAUAUCAGAUCAUCUUUGAGGUAUGUCAAAUUGAAUAUAUAUACAACUCAAGUUUCUAGACAUCUAGUUUCCCCCUCAUUUCUCAGAAUCACUAUUUUUCUCCUAGCCAAGAGAAAAAAUAGUUUUAAAAUAAGCAUGUACCCUUACCAGUAUUACUACUAAGGAUAAUCAGUGCUAGUUUUUAAGAAUUGGUGCACAGGCCAAGGAUGGAUGAGUCAGAUUUUUUUUCUCAGUUGAGCUAUAUCAUCCCUUCCUAGUAGUCAGUUAUGGAAAUAUUUAUCCUACUAUUAAUGAAAAAAUGGGCUUAGAUGACUAUGAAGUUAAUCUCUAAGGCCCUGACUUUAAAUUUAUAGAAUAUAUAUAUAUUUUUAACAUACUUUUCAGAAAGAUAACAGCUGAAAGUAAUUGGCCUCUUGGUUAUAUGAAUUAUGUAUUUAGACGUAAUGUAUUAUUGGAAGAAAUUUCUUUUUAAAUACCAGAAUGAUAAAAAUUAUUAGGGCUUUCUGUAGAAUCAGGACUGAAAUGAUAGGAGAAAAUAAUUUUUUUGAGAUAGACAUUUGGAAUUUUUGUAUUUUGUUGGCCACUCAUUUUGUUCAGUUUCCUAAGACUAGAAAGCAAUCCUGCCUUUCCUAAUUUUGUUUCAUCAAAGUUUUUUGGGGUUUAUGUGUCUAAUCUUUACAUUAAUUGUAGUGUAUGUUCUUCUGUUUCUUUUUCUGUGCCCCUUCCACAGAUGUGCAACUUUCACAUACUUUUAUUUUUUUUUCGUAGAAAAAAGCAAAUGAAUCAUUAUUAGGAAGAAGGCACAUCUUUAAGGUUAGGUUCAAAGUCAGCAUAUGCAUGAAAAUAGCGUAUAAUAAAAAUGUUCAUUCAGAGUUCUCUAAAUGCUCAAAGUGUAUUAACGUGUGAUUUUGCAUAUAUCGCAUAUGUGAGUUAAAUUAUUUAUAAUUUUAUAUAGAGGUUCUAUUAACAAAUUAUUCAGGGUCAUGUUCAUUUAUGAACAUUUCAAUUUACUGAUUCUUUUUGUUUCUUAUCAUCUUUAUUUACUGUUGAUGAUUUUAUCGGUUCCUUUCUUAGUUAUUUAAUGGUUUUCUGUUGUCUUUAGAUUUUUUCUUGAAUACCUUGAGGAACUGUCACCAUCCACUCAACCUGGCCCCUUGAAUAAUUUUUAUAUAUAAUAUAAAAAGAUAUAAAUUGUGUCCUCAAUACAGUAAACUUGGAGAGGGUGUGGAGAAGUUAGAGUUUUUGUAUGUGAUUGAAAUUAAAUUUUUAUCAGCUUACAACAGUCUAUUAUAACUACAAGAUGACUUAUAUACAUUGCAUGGGAAAAAACCCUGUAGUAAAUACACAAAAGAUAAAGAGAAAGCAUCUAACUACCCAAAAAAAAAAAAAAAAAAAAAAAAAUCACAAAGGGAGACAUUGAGAGAGGAUGAAAGAAGUAGAGCAACUACAAGAUAGUCAGAAAACAACAAAAUGACAAUGGAAUUCUAAUGAAUCAUUGAUUGACCAGCACUAUUUUACCAGUUGGAAUGAAUUAUCAGAAAUGGGCAUAGUACUUUUAGAUCCAACAUGUAACAGAUGGAUGUUACUCCUUGCUGAAUAUUUCUUUAAGCCAACACUGUUUUGAUUGUGUAGGAUCUUUAUCUCUUCAUCCUUGAAUUCAAUUACUGGAAAAUAAAAGGAGUUCAUGUAGUUUUUGUCCAGGCUUGAGUCACCAUGAGUAGUAGUUUAGGAAAAGAAAAAGACUCUAAAGAAAAAGAUCCCAAAGUACCAUCAGCCAAGGAAAGAGAAAAGGAGGCAAAAGCCUCUGGAGGUUUUGGGAAAGAGAGCAAAGAAAAAGAACCUAAGACCAAAGGGAAAGAUGCCAAAGAUGGAAAGAAGGACUCCAGUGCUGCCCAGCCAGGGGUGGCAUUUUCAGUUGACAAUACGAUCAAAAGGCCAAACCCAGCACCUGGGACUAGAAAAAAAUCCAGCAAUGCAGAGGUGAUUAAAGAGCUCAACAAAUGCCGAGAAGAGAAUUCAAUGCGUUUGGACUUAUCCAAGAGAUCAAUACACAUAUUGCCAUCAUCAAUCAAAGAGUUGACUCAAUUAACAGAACUUUAUUUAUACAGUAACAAAUUGCAGUCCCUCCCAGCAGAGGUGGGCUGUUUAGUAAAUCUCAUGACACUGGCUCUAAGUGAAAAUUCACUUACCAGUUUGCCUGACUCUCUUGAUAACUUGAAGAAGCUGCGGAUGCUUGAUUUACGGCAUAAUAAACUGAGAGAAAUUCCUUCAGUGGUGUAUAGGCUGGAUUCUCUCACCACUCUUUACCUUCGCUUUAAUCGUAUAACUACUGUGGAAAAGGACAUAAAAAACUUGUCAAAACUCAGCAUGCUUAGCAUUCGAGAGAACAAAAUUAAACAACUACCUGCUGAAAUUGGUGAAUUAUGUAACCUCAUUACGCUGGAUGUAGCUCACAAUCAACUUGAACACCUUCCAAAGGAGAUUGGAAACUGUACACAGAUAACCAACCUUGACUUGCAGCACAAUGAACUGCUAGACCUCCCAGAUACUAUAGGAAACCUGUCCAGUUUAAGUCGUCUUGGUCUGAGAUAUAACAGACUGUCAGCAAUACCCAGAUCAUUAGCAAAAUGCAGUGCACUUGAAGAAUUAAAUUUAGAGAACAAUAACAUUUCUACUUUACCAGAGAGUCUUUUAUCAAGUCUUGUGAAAUUGAAUAGUUUGACCUUAGCUAGAAAUUGCUUCCAGUUAUAUCCAGUGGGUGGUCCAUCUCAGUUUUCCACCAUCUAUUCCCUCAAUAUGGAACACAAUCGAAUCAAUAAAAUUCCAUUUGGAAUUUUCUCCAGAGCAAAAGUAUUAAGUAAGCUGAAUAUGAAGGACAAUCAGUUAACAUCACUUCCCUUGGAUUUUGGAACUUGGACCAGUAUGGUAGAAUUGAAUUUAGCCACUAAUCAGCUCACAAAGAUCCCUGAAGAUGUGUCUGGUCUCGUUUCUCUUGAGGUUCUUAUCUUAUCAAACAAUCUUCUAAAGAAGCUUCCCCAUGGUCUUGGAAACCUUAGGAAGUUAAGAGAGUUGGACCUAGAAGAGAACAAAUUGGAAUCCUUGCCAAAUGAAAUUGCAUAUCUUAAGGAUUUACAGAAAUUAGUCUUGACAAACAACCAGUUGACCACUCUUCCCAGGGGCAUUGGUCAUCUUACCAAUCUCACACAUCUGGGCCUUGGAGAGAACCUGCUUACUCACCUUCCUGAAGAAAUUGGUACACUGGAGAACCUAGAAGAACUGUAUUUGAAUGACAACCCUAAUCUGCAUAGCCUUCCCUUUGAGCUGGCACUCUGCAGCAAGCUUUCAAUCAUGAGUAUUGAGAACUGUCCACUCAGUCACCUUCCACCUCAGAUUGUUGCUGGGGGGCCUUCUUUCAUCAUUCAGUUCCUAAAGAUGCAGGGUCCAUAUCGUGCCAUGGUCUGAUACAAAUCUGCUGAUCCCACACACUGUUCAAAAAUAGACUGCCAUUAAUGUUUCUUAUCUAUAUCUGUAUCUAUUUAUGUAGAUAUUGAUAUAUGGCAGAUUUAUAAAGAUUGCAUUAUGUGUUUCUGCUAAUAGAGGAAUCAUAGCCAUUUAGAAUUUUUUUAAAAUUCUGUACAAAAGGCUUAUAUAAGUUUUCUUUGCCGAAUUUGAUGGAUGUUUUUCUGUUGUAUAAUCUGAUAUGCCAGUUUGCUUAAAACAUUUGCCAACAAGUUAUGAAGUUAUUAAAUUUAAGGGACAGAGGUAGUAUAGUUAGAUAUACUUUCUCUUAGGAAAAAUAAUGGGCAAAUAAUUUUGUUGCAACUUUUCAUAUAUUCCCCUUACCAAUUGUUGUAUCUUUUUAGUAUUGUAGUCCCUGAAGGUAGAAUUUUUCUUUAACUUAUUUUGAGAUUUGAGAUUUAAAUUUUAUGUAUUGUUUACAGUCAGAGUAAAUCACUGGAUUUUUUUGUUUGUUUUGAUUUGCUCUGUUUUAUUCAGUCAAAUCUAGAGUUUGUAUCCUCUGCUAAAGAAUUUGCAUCAACUGGUUUAAAUAGUGAAAGGUGUUUGCUUGUUAAAAAACAAAAAAGCUGGCAAAGUGAAAAGACAUGGUCAGAAAUCUAGAGUUUCUUUAAUUGUGCUUCUCUUAUGGGUUGUGAAGCAAAAGACCUGAAGUGAGUCUUUGGGUAGGGGAAGGGUAUUGAGACCUUUUCUAGUAUGAAUAUUUUUUAAGUUGGGGGGAAGAGAAACUUGUAGUGAAAAAGAGUUUUUUUCAUUCCUGAAAGUUGCAGAUCCACAAAAACUAACAGGAUAAUUUGGCAAAUAAAUAAAUUACAUAUAAACAGACACAAUCUAUAUAUGUAUAUACAAUGCUAUAUAGAUAUGUAUUUAUUAUAUCAUAAACUACAGUAGGUAACUUUAAGGAUUUCUUCCUAUCCUUGUACAAUGACAUGAAUGUCUUUGAAAACUGCAAUAUAUGUAUGUUUCAAGGUUAUUUAACAGUGUACUAUGGUUUUAUAUCUUGACUUGCCUUGUACAUCUUUCAAUUCUGGAAUAUCUGUGUCUAAGCACAAUAUCUUCACACUGUGCUAUAUUGCUGCUGAACUAAAUGCACUUUUCCCCACAUGUGGGGCACUGGCUUCAAACAAUUCGGUUCAGUAUCAUUACUUUUAAUCUCAUCUUUCCUUUCUUGGUAGUUGUUAAUACAGUUACGGAAAAGAGGCACAUUGCAUAGAAGCCAUUGGGGAGUUCAGUGGAAGUUCUGUAAGAUGUGCAUGUACUAUUUGAUAUAUUUUCUUUCGCUUCACUGCUUUUAGUACUUAGCAGUAUUGUUGGUCUAAGUCAAUUUGAUUAUUGAGGAGACUCAGAGCGAGUGUGUUCUAGAUGUCAUCCUAAAAAACACUUCCCAUAUAAUUAAUAGCUAUUUUGUAUAAUUACAUAUUGCUGCUUGGUUGUUUUUUUUCCCCCCCAUUUAGUUGGGUGUUGUGUUUUACACAAAACUAUUUUUGAAUUAAGGCUAUGAUACUAAGAAAUUUGGACUGUUGUUCUGCUUUUCCUGGCACUCAAAAUCAUGAUUAGGUUUGAGGUCAAACCUAUGUUCGUAAUUGGAGGUUUUAUAAGAAUCAGUUGAGAAAUGGAAGGCAGGUGAAGAUAUAAAACCCUAGAAUGCUUAAAUGUGCUGUAAAACUAUUGUAGAUGUCACUGGAUUUUACCAAGUAAUAUCCUUUCUUCUUUUUUUUUCCAUCUACUGUGGCUUUUCAGUUAAAAUUUUGUUUAUAAAAGGAAUUUCUUUAUUACAGCUCUACCUAGAGCCUGUGUGUGUGUGUGUGGUUUUUUAAAUCCCGUAUUCAGUUUUGUUUAUAUAUUAAGAUGAUGGAACUUGAACUUUAAAGAUAGUAACUAAAUGUCUUUUCUU